Molecule: messenger RNA, 1560 nt
Organism: Stereum hirsutum FP-91666 SS1
Lineage: Eukaryota; Fungi; Basidiomycota; Agaricomycetes; Russulales; Stereaceae
Product: general substrate transporter
Exons: 6
Coding region: 1-1560 (519 amino acids)
Biological process (GO): carbohydrate transport; transmembrane transport
Cellular component (GO): membrane
Molecular function (GO): carbohydrate:proton symporter activity
Source: RefSeq, a predicted model, not a curated record
AUGCAACGUGCAACCAGCCAAUACCUCCAUACAUACACAUUGUGCACUGUAUUCGCAUCCAUAGGCGGAUUUAUAUUUGGUUUUGAUACAGGAUCGAUUGGCCCAGUAACCGUCAUGCCACAGUUUGAAGCUCAAUUCAACUCUAUCUCCGCCACUCUCCAGGGUCUCAUCGUCUCCUCAAUCCUCAUCACAGCUUCAAUCUCAUCCAUCUUCGCUGGCCAUUUAUCGGACCGUAUUUCUCGCACUCGUACUUUUGCGCUUGGUGGUCUGGUCUUUGGCGUCGGGUCCCUCAUAGCCAGCACAUCCUACAAAUUACCUCAGCUUUUCGUCGGCAGGUGUAUCGCAGGAGUGGGCGAAGGGUUAUUCUUGUCUACGGUCACGGUUUACAUCUUGGAGAUUUCUCCCACCAACCUGAGGGGAAGACUCUCUUGUUUAUGCCAGCUUUUGAUCACCACUGGUAUUGCAGCGGGAUAUUUUGUUUCUUAUGGAAGCAUCAACCUGUCAUCUUCCGUCUCCUGGCGACUGUUAUUCAUCAUGCAGGCGAUCGUUUCUUUCAUAUUCUCCGCGGGCUCGCUUUUUCUUCCUCACUCCCCUCGGUGGCUCCAACAUGUCGGACGAACGGAAGACGCGGCGCGAGCCUGGGCGAGACUCGGUUUCACGGCCACCGAAGCGGAGAAGGAGCAAGAGGUGGAAGAGCGGGAAAGGGACGAGCUCACUUCCGAACAAGAGUAUGCUCGCACUGGAGCGAAUGUCAGGGACAAACGCAAGGGUGUCACCGUCACCGCGUUGUUCGCCAAAGAUGUGAGGAAGCGGACGUUGCUGGGUGUCUUCUUGAUGGGCAUGCAACAGGCAUGUGGGAUCGACGGUGUUCUCUAUUAUGCGCCGGUACUGUUCUCUCAAGCAGGACUAUCUUCAACAACAUCCGCAUUUCUCGCAUCCGGCAUAGCAGGUAUUCUCAACAUCGUAUGCACCAUCAUCACCCAAAUCUUCACCGACAAAUGGGGCCGCCACAGCUCGAUGAUCAACGGCGGCCUGGUCAUCUCCGGGACCAUGAUCGCCAUCGGUUCUCUCUACGCCAGCCAGGCGUCCACCACGACCGCCGGCAAAUGGACGAUCAUAGCGCUCAUCUACGUCUUCGUCGUGGCCUACGCCACGUCGUGGGCCGUCGUAAAUCGAAUUUAUUGUUCUGAGAUCCAACCGAUGCACACGCGAGCAGCUGCCACCUCUCUCGGACAAUGCGCGAACUGGGUCGUCAACUGGAUCAUCGCCUUCUCCACGCCCCUCUUCCUCUCCCGCUCCUCCUCAGGCCCCUACUUCCUCUUCGGCGCCUGCGCCCUCAUCACCGUCAUCGUCUGCAUCCUUUUCCAACCGGAGAGUAGGGGCGUCUCGCUCGAAGGGUUGGACAAAAUAUUCGAAGUCAGUCCGUGGAGGAAGGUUCUCAGACGGAUUGCACCGCGGAUGCAUGGGCGGAGGUUCGGUGGGGGUAGUGUUGUGAGUAGAGGGAGUGCGAGUGGGGGUGCGAGGGAUGAGGCGAUUGGGCUGACUCCUAUUGGGGCGUAA